Messenger RNA from Lycium barbarum (goji berry), 891 nucleotides. RefSeq lists its product as uncharacterized. The coding region runs from base 1 to 891 and encodes 296 amino acids. The transcript is spliced from 2 exons. NCBI's taxonomy places the organism in Eukaryota, Viridiplantae, Streptophyta, Magnoliopsida, Solanales, Solanaceae. The record is from RefSeq and is a predicted model, not a curated record.
AUGACUAUCACCAACGAAUUCAACCCAACUGCUAACCUUUCCAUAACGAAUGAAAAUCCAGAAAGCUCGAGAGAGAGGAUUAAUCUCAACGAUGAAGAAGAGAUCGCUUUGCUAAAGCUACAACUUGACGAACUAAGAGGAGAGCUGCGCCAAGUUCGGGACCUGACCCAUCUCACUGUGACUGCUUUACCAAACCCACCUCACUUUCCAUCUUUGGAUUCGCCGGUUCCAGAACACUUCCCUCCAUCCACACGUCCACUACCCCUUUCCUUUUCCAACCUACCUCCGCUCACUCCCGCGAAUCACAUACCAGGGGCACACGUUGACACUUCCCACGAGCAAUAUGUGCCACCGGUAUAUGCAGCUGGGGCUCCAACCUUUACCGCUCCUGUCACAGUCAGGGUCCCGUUCGAGGUGGAUCAGUAUGCCGAAAUGGAGAGAGAUGCCAAGCUAGGAGAAGACGAAUCAAUCAUUAGCCAACUGCACAGUCUAAGGAAAGAAAUGAGGAGCAUGCGAGUCACUCGGGGAAGUGAGAGUUUGGAUUAUGAUAAUCUAUGCAUACACCCGGAUAUUGGCAUGCCAAUAGGGUACAAACCUCCUAAGUUCGAUAUUUUUGAUGGGACAGGUGAUCCUCAUGCACAUUUGAGGGCCUACUGCGACAAGUUAGUAGGAGUAGGAAGGAACGAGAAAUUAAGGAUGAAAUUGUUUAUUAGAAGUUUGUCAGGAGAGGCGCUCACUUGGUAUACUCGCCAAGAUCCUCGCAAAUGGAGCGACUGGCAGGAUAUGGCUGGGGAUUUCAUGAAUCGCUUCGGAUUCAACACUGAGAUCACACCAGAUAGGUUUUCUCUGAGCAACAUACAAAAGAAGGCGACUGAAUCAUUCCAGGAUUAG